AGGCCCGCGGCCGCCUCAGUUACGCGCUACCUUGUGACGUCUCCGGGGGAAGAGGCGGAUUCUCUUCUACUACAGGAAGGCGUCCGCUUUCCUGAUUGGCUAUUCAAGACGUCCGUCAGGACGUGUUGCCCUUUCGGCGUGCGCUGUGAGCGUGUGUCUCCCUGUGGGGGGUGUGUGACAGGGUUUCUAUACCCGACGCCAAUACUCCUGCCCCUUCCAUCAGGGGCUCGGUUUGAGGUCGCCCCUGGCGGGCGACUCUCGAAUCUUGACGAAAAGCACAAGAACCCCGACCGUCCCGGAGCUGCGGAGGCCUGCUGGGCAGGCUGAAAGAUGGCGGCGGCGGCGGCGUCGGUCCCUGCAACUUCUGGUUCUCAGUUGUCGAACAGCUUAGCCGAACCAUCAAGGUCAAAUGGGAAUAUGGUUCGCCAUUCUUCAUCUCCAUAUGUAGUAUAUCCACCGGAUAAGCCUUUCCUUAACAGCGAUAUGCGACGCUCCCCAAAUAAGCCUACAUUUGCCUACCCGGAAAGCAACAGCAGAGCCAUAUUUUCUGCUCUGAAGAAUCUUCAAGAGAAGAUUCGACGUUUGGAACUUGAAAGGAUUCAGGCAGAAGAAAGUGUGAAAACCUUGUCUAGAGAAACAAGUGAAUAUAAGAAAGUACUGGAUGAGCAGAUACAGGAAAGGGAGAACUCAAAGAAUGAGGAAUCAAAGCACAAUCAAGAACUGACAUCUCAGUUGUUAGCUGCAGAAAAUAAAUGUAAUCUUUUAGAGAAACAAUUGGAAUACAUGAGAAAUAUGAUAAAGCAUGCAGAAAUGGAGAGGACGUCUGUCUUAGAGAAACAGGUUUCCUUAGAAAGAGAACGACAACAUGAUCAAACGCAUGUUCAGACCAAACUUGAAAAAUUGGAUCUUCUUGAACAGGAGUAUAACAAACUUACCACAAUGCAAGCCCUUGCAGAAAAAAAAAUGCAAGAAUUAGAAGCAAAACUCCGUGAAGAAGAACAGGAAAGGAAACGUAUGCAAGUUAAGGCAGCCCAGUUGCAAACUGGUCUAGAGACAAAUAGACUUAUCUUCGAAGAUAAAACAUCUCCAUAUGUUGACAGUGCAAGAAGAAUUAAAAAAAAGAAGUCAAAGCCACCAGAAAAGAGAGGUUCUAGAAACUAUUUUGCCGCACAACCACAUUAUAGAUUAUGCUUGGGUGAUAUGCCAUUUGUAGCUGGAAAGUCCACCAGUCCUAGCCAUGCUGUGGUAGCCAAUGUUCAACAUGUCUUGCAUCUAAUGAAGCAACACAGUAAAGCUUUGUGCAAUGAUCGAGUAGUCAACAGUGUUCCUCUGGCAAAGCAAGCAUCUUCACGAUGUUGUAAAAGUAAGAAGUUGCCAGUAACACCGUCCUCCUCCAGCACCAUUAAUGAAGAGUUGUCAGAAGUCUUACAGACUUUACAGGAUGAAUUUGGGCAAAUGAGCUUUGAUCACCAGCAGCUAGUGAAACUUAUCCAGGAGUCACCAACCACUGAACUGAAAGAAGACUUAGAAUGCGAACUGGAGACAUUAGUUGGAAGGAUGGAAGCAAAAGCCAAUCAAAUAACUAAAGUUCGAAAAUACCAAGCCCAGUUGGAGAAACAGAAGAUAGAGAAGCAGAGGAAGGAAUUAAGAGCCACCAAAAAGUCUCUUGAUGAAGAAGGAAACAGCAGCAGCCGUUCUUCUGGAACUCUGGGGACCACAAAUAAGAAGGACUUUGCCAAACUGAGACCUGGAGAAAAAAGCAGGAAAAAUCUUCAGUUACUUAAGGACAUGCAAACCAUACAGAGUUCAUUACAAAGCAAUAGUUUGUCGUGGGAUUACUGACUGGUACCAGGUCAUAAAUUUUAUUCAGAUAAUCUGUACUUCAUCAAUCAGAUGUGACAAUUUACUUUCCAGGUCUCUUACUCUCUUCUGUUGGAAUUAAUUGAUAGCAGGUGUUAAGGAACACAAGCUUCAUCACACAGGCUUCUUGUGUUAUACAGCACGGCUAAAUGUUAAACCACCCAAAUGGAAGCCAGGGGUUUUUUAAAGGUCAAGAAGCCACGUAUACUCUGCUUCUUUGUUGGGAAUGGAUUUGCUGUACUGAUACAUUGCACUUUGUAAACACAUUACCAGUUUUUUACUUGUGGGUGUGAUUUUUUAAAAAAAAUAAUUCUUUAAUAAAAUUAGGUUUGGAUUAUCAAAAUAUGAGGCUAUCCCAUAGGCAGCAUUUGCUUGAGAAGUCUCACUUUUAAAUCUUCCUCUGGCAUGUGAAGUACCCAUUCCCCUUUCCAAUGCAACCAUUAAAUGUACUUUGACUAUUGAUGUAGAUUUUUCUGUAUUUAAAUAUUUAUACACACUUAGGAGGAUUCCUUUCAUCUCCUCCGUUGGUAUCUUCUCAGAGGCUAAGUAAAAAUAACUCAUGUCAUUUCCUUCUGAGCCCUUAUCCUUCCUAUUAUUUUGGUUUGGUUUGGUUUUUGGCAUUACAAACAUUGAUCAGUAUUAAAUACACUUGUAUGGCUUUUAUUUUUAAAUCUACUGUGAGAAAAGUAAAAAGGAGAAAAAAAAGACCCAAGCAGUCAUUUUAAGUCAGCUACUCAUAAAAACUAUAAAAAUAUUUUUUAAAUAAUGAAAUUUUGGAAUAAAGUGAGGAGAGGGUGUUGUAAAGUGUAUACAUUUGCUGUUUUUAAAUAACUUUGUAAUCAUGCUAUUCAAUCAAGGCAUUAUGGUUUUUAAUCCUGAAACUUCUGGAACCCCUUGGAUAUUUGUUUCUAUUAGUGCACAGUAUGAGUGCAAGAUUUACUAUACACAUGCAUUGUCACUGUUAAUAAUGUAAGUCAUAAUUCUGAAUAGAUUGACAUGUUAACUUUUUAUAAAUUUGCCACUAAAUUUGCCAAUAAAGCAGCUUCUUUUAAGGAAA
Molecule: messenger RNA, 2917 nt
Organism: Loxodonta africana (African savanna elephant)
Lineage: Eukaryota; Metazoa; Chordata; Mammalia; Proboscidea; Elephantidae
Gene: CEP57
Product: centrosomal protein 57
Exons: 11
Coding region: 331-1842 (503 amino acids)
Cellular component (GO): centrosome
Molecular function (GO): gamma-tubulin binding; identical protein binding; microtubule binding
Source: RefSeq, a predicted model, not a curated record